Paramisgurnus dabryanus is the source of this 1815-nucleotide messenger RNA. The record is from RefSeq and is a predicted model, not a curated record. NCBI's taxonomy places the organism in Eukaryota, Metazoa, Chordata, Actinopteri, Cypriniformes, Cobitidae.
GCGCGUGUGAUGUGUUUUGUGUAUUCUUAGUGUUUAUCUCUCUUUCGUGUUUCAUUGAGUAUAGACCGAGUCUUGUCUCUGUGUAUUUAAGUGUUGAGAGGAUGAAGGACACUACAGUGUGUGACAGUAAACAGAGCUUACAGGAGGAUCAAACCUCCACAGAGUCUCUGGAUUCUGUCUGUAACGCUGGAGAACAGCAGCAGAUCCUGCAGACCAAACUGAAGAUGUGUUCAGUUAAACUCAUCGACUGCAGGAACCUCAUGAUGAAGAUUAAAACUGAACCCACAGAAAUCAAAACUGAACCCACAGAAAUCAAAACUGAACCCACAGAAAUAAAAACUGAACCAACAGAAAUAAAAACUGAACCCACAGAAGAGGAAGAUCGCACUGAUGAAGAUGAUGAUUUUAUUCCACCAGAUGUGAAGAGUGAUUCAUGUUUGGAUAUAGAAAUAACGUCCUCAACAUCAAAAAAGCAACUGACAGCACAAACUCUUUCCUGCAUCACCUGUGGAAAGACAUUCAGCUCACAGAGACUUUUAGAGAGACAUGAGAGAAAACACACAGAACAGAAACUCUUCACCAGAUCUGAGAUCAGCUUUACUACCUUACAAGAGAAGAAACUUCAUUCAGAAGACCACAGAGAGAAGAAGAAGAAGCAGUUUCACUGUGAGCAGUGUGGGAAGAGUUUUGUCUCUUCCUCUAAUCUAAAUGUUCACAUGAGGACACACAGUGGUGAAAAGCCUUUCAACUGCACUGAAUGUGGAAAUUACUUCAGAACCAAAGACAAUCUUAAAGUUCAUCAGAGACUUCAUACAGGUGAAAAACAUUAUGAGUGUCCUCACUGCGAGAAGAGAUUUAGCUGUAAAUAUAAUCUGAAGACACAUGUGUUUUUACACACCAAUGAGAGACCGUAUCAGUGCAGUGAAUGUGACAAAACCUUUAGGGAUUCAGGUUCAUUAAAAAAACAUCAGAAUACUCAUAAAGAGAAACUCUAUCAGUGUUCACACUGUGAUAAAUGUUACGGUUAUAAAUGUCAGCUGAUAAUCCAUGAGAGAGUUCACACCAGAGAAAAAACUCAUUACUGUAGUGUCUAUGGGAAGAGUUUUAGACAACAUGAAAGUUUAGUGACACACCUGAGGACUCAUACAGAUGAAAAACCUUUCAAAUGCUCUCAAUGUGACAAGAUGUUUGCUUAUUCAGGUCACUUAAAAGUCCAUCGGAGAGUUCAUACUGGAGAGAAACCUUAUACCUGCUCUCACUGUGGAAAGAGCUUCUCUAAUUCAUGUAAUUUUAGAGUUCAUCAAAGGGUUCAUACUGGAGAGAAACCUUAUCACUGUAGUGUCUGUGGGAAGAGUUUUAGUGUAAAGGCUACAUUAUUAAAGCACAAGAGACUUCAUACAGGUGAAAAACCUUUCAAAUGCUCUCAGUGUGACAAGACGUUUACUUGUUCAAGUUACUUAAUAGUUCAUCAGAGAGUUCAUACUGGAGAGUAACCUUAACAAUGAAGUGUCUGUGGGAAGAUUUUUAGUCAGUAGUCAAACUAACUUAUGCACAAGAGACUUCAUACAGGUGAAAAACCCUCAGUGUGACAAGACCUUUGCUUAUUCAGUUCACUUCAAAUCCAGUAGCGGUUGGUCACUUGGGGGCACUGGGGUGCCGCCCCCCAAAGUUGGCCAGAGAAGAAAGCUACUUUAACAUGUUACAAAAAAGUUACAAUAUAUAAUGCAAAUUAAUACAAAAUAAAAUCGUUUAGUUGUACUAUUUCACUGUUAGUCAUGUUAUCAUUUAUUUUAAAAAAUUAAAUAUCAAAACUGA